AUGACGGAACAUAAAGAAAAAAGUGCGAGGAAGGGCUCGGAGGGACACGAAGUCAAAUACCAUGGGUUUGGCGUUCGGCACGUGCAGAUGAUCUGCAUGUCAUUCUCCAUGAUAGCGCUGUUACUGGCGCGCAGCAGUAUGGGGGUUGCCAUCCUUGCCAUGACAGAUGUUAAACACCAUAACGGAUCCACAGCCGAGGUGUACGAAUGGGACAAAAAGAUCCAGGGUCUGAUCCUAUCAUCGUUCUUCUGGGGCUACAUGUGCAUGCAGGUUCCAGCCGGAGUGUUGGCGAAGAGGUUCGGAGGCAAACCUAUUCUACUGGUAGCACUGCUGGCCAAUGGAUGCUUGACUGGACUCUUCCCCGUGUUAGCUGGUUUGGGUGGUUGGCCAUUAGUGUGCGUGACACGUGUGAUGAUGGGGCUGACGCAGGCGUGUCUGUUCCCGGCCAGUCACACGCUCCUCGGCAGGUGGCUGCCCACCAGCGAGAGGACGACUUAUACUGGAAUCGUUUACUCAGGAUCACAAAUAGGCACAAUAAUAGCCAUGCCUCUAUCUGGCUAUCUAUCAGAGACGGCAUUAGGUUGGAAGAUGAUCUUCUAUGUAACUUCUGCCAUCAUGUUCCUGACGGCAGCCAUGUGGUACUGGUUCUCUGCCAGCAGUCCUGGAGAGCACUCCAUGAUGACUGAAGAAGAGAAGAAUUAUAUUGAAAUGGGACUUGAUACUAGUAGUGAGUCAAGACAAAGACAGGCUACACCUUGGCGUGAGAUAUUCCGCACUCCAGCGCUGUGGGCAAUCAUGGUGUCCCACGUGGGCGGCAGUAGUGUCUUCAUCUUAUUCUUCGUGGAUCUCCCCACUUACUUGGAAAGGGGCAUGAAUAUUUCACUGAGAAAUAGUGCCACAUUAUCAGCGUUACCGUUUGUGGGUAUGUGGGUGGGUUCGAUUGGUUCGGGUAUCAUCUGCCAGAAGAUUUAUAACAAGGGCUGGCUGCCAUUGGGAGUUUGUAGGAAAAUAUUCAAUUCAUUAGCCCUAGUUGGAGGAGGCAUCGGUAUAAUAUGCCUCGCGUUCCUGGGUCCUGACCAUAAGAACAUAGUCGUCGGGAUCCUGGUCAUGGUGUUUUUCUUGUUUGGAUUUAUCUCAGCCGGUUUUAUGGUGAACCACUUGGAUCUAUCACCGCAGUUUGCUGGCGUGUUGUUGUCUUUGACGAACUUCGCUGGAGGUAUUGGAAGCAUCCUCACUCCAGUAGUAACCAGCUAUAUAUUAAGAAAUGAUCCAUCGGACAUCAGUCGUUGGAGGAUUGUGUUCUUACUGUUUGCCUCUUUGGGUAUCGGUACCAACCUUAUCUACGUCAUAUUUGGGAGCUCCGAGCGACAACCCUGGGAUAGUCCUGACUAUAAGGAUAGAAGGAAAGCCGAUCCAGAGGAAAUGGCGCCGGUAUUGGAUAAGAAAGUUGAGAAACAGUUAGAAGUUAACAAACAGCAACUAUAG
Molecule: messenger RNA, 1485 nt
Organism: Spodoptera littoralis (African cotton leafworm)
Lineage: Eukaryota; Metazoa; Arthropoda; Insecta; Lepidoptera; Noctuidae
Source: the annotation of a GenBank genome assembly